AUAUUAGUUUUUUUCAGACAUUUUGAACUCUUUUCACAUUUCUAAGAACUACCCUGCUUGGUAAUCUUUCACUAGUGGUCAGCCUUCAGGUCAAAGUUUGGAAGAGAUCAAAAGAAAAAAACACCCCCCCAUAAAACUCCAAUCAGGUUGCACAUCAGCUGUAAAGAAAGUAUUUUCCUGUUUCUAGGAGUGAAUAUCAGUCUUGUUUAUUCAAGUGGAAGGCAGGAGUGUGGGCUUGUGUCUUGGAGCAGCAGAAAUAGCACAGAGAAGAUUCUUGACAUAGGAGUGAAACUGAGUUAACAAUGGAGCCAUCAGAAGAAUUUUUGUUCAAACAUAAAGGAUUUUAUUUCGUGUCAAACAUUGUUACACCUGAAUACAUAGAUUCACUUGAGGAUUUUGAAAUCAGAGACAGUGAUGUAUUUGUUGUUACUUAUCCAAAAUCAGGGACUGUGUGGACUCAGAAUAUUUUGAGCUUGAUUUAUCAUGAAGGCCAUCGAGAUGGAACAGAAAAUAUGGAAAUAGUAGACAGAGUCCCAUGGCUGGAAUAUAACAUACGUAAUAUGGAUUAUGUCCGUCGUCCAUCACCUCGUCUCUUUGCUACUCACCUGCCGUACUAUUUAGUUCCAAGAGAUCUCAAGAACAGGAGAACAAAAGUUAUUUAUGUAGCCAGAAACCCGAAGGAUGUUGCAGUUUCCUAUUUUCAUUAUUCCAGCCUUUCAGUCCUACUUGAGACAAUGCCAGAUUUUAAUAUUUUUCUGGAGAGGUUUUUAGCUAGGAAAGGGGCUGGCUUCUGGCUGGAUCACAUCACAGGCUGGUCCACCCACAGGGAUGACUUCAAUAUUCUCUUCCUUACCUAUGAGGAGAUGAAGAAGGAUCUCAGAGGCGCUGUGCUGAAAAUCUGCAAAUUCUUAGGAAAGCAGCUAAAUGAAAAAGAGCUGGACACUGUUGUAGAAAAGGCUACAUUUGAUCAAAUGAAAACUGAUCCCAGGGCAAACUACGAGUCCAAGCAAAAAGCCAAUUUCCUGGAACCAGGCAAAGGACAUUUUCUUCGCAAAGGGACCGUUGGAGACUGGAAGAACACAAUGACUGUGGCACAGAGUGAAAGGUUUGACAAUAUUUUUAAGGAGAAAAUGAAAGACCUGUCUUCCAUGUUCAACUGGGAUACUAAUGACGACAUAUAGGCUGGUUUCCAGGUGGAAAGAGGUGAAAGUGCGCUAAAGAGAAUGAAAGUAUGUGUUUGUCUCCAGUGUUCAUAAAAAUUCAUCAUUCUGUGCAAAUUAAAGAUUUUAAACAUGCAAAAA
Molecule: messenger RNA, 1301 nt
Organism: Mauremys mutica (yellowpond turtle)
Lineage: Eukaryota; Metazoa; Chordata; Testudines; Geoemydidae
Product: amine sulfotransferase-like
Exons: 7
Coding region: 303-1181 (292 amino acids)
Biological process (GO): sulfation
Cellular component (GO): cytoplasm
Molecular function (GO): sulfotransferase activity
Source: RefSeq, a predicted model, not a curated record